UCCAGCCGUGCUUAUGUCAUACAAUUUUAACUUCAAUACAUACAUUAAAUCUGAAGGUAUUAUUUUAAACCGGCAGUUUCUAAAGUUGAAGAUUGUUUGUAAAUAUUUAUUUAACACAAUGGAAUUUACUCCAGCUCUUUCGACUUUGCAAGGUGUAUUCAUAUCUGCUGAUAGUGUCCAUUCUUUUUCCAAGUUAGCUGCGAAGGGAGGCAAUGAGAAGAAAAUAGAAUACAUCAUUGAGUGUAUUCGUAAGUUUCUAGUCAAAGAGAAUUACAUAGUGGGAAAUAUAAUUAAUGAGGAACAUGUGCAAAUAUUACGGAAAUUUGCCUUUUAUAUUGUUUUAAAUUCAGAUCUCUGUAUAUUAGAAGAAAUGGUUGACUUAGACGGUAUCGAUUUUGUUAUUUGGACAAUUCCGACAAUAAAAAGAUGCCUAAUGUGUGAAAUUUUAUGGAAACUGAAUAUGGAAAAUUUCAUAUAUGAAAUCAUAGUUUAUUCUUCCCCUUACUUAGGUUUAGAGGUAGCCGCGGCCUUUAUAGAGAACUUCAAAUAUUUUGAACCAACUGAAUGUUUGUCCAAAUUAAAAAUAUUAACUGCCGCUUGCUAUCGGCUUUUAGCAAGACAGGCAUUUUUUAAUAUUCAAGAUAAUGAAAUAAAGGAAGCUUUUAAUUACUUUCAGAAAUGUAUACAGCUUUGGGUAAAUCUUCCCAACAGUGAUAAGUUAAGUAGGCUAAGUAGAGAAGCUGAAUAUAAGUUUAUUGGAGACCGUCUUCAUUCAAUACUUUUAUUGGCACUAGAUAUUUUCUCUUACUUCACCACUGAACAAAAAAGGAAAUCUGCAGAUUUCCAAGACAUAUAUGAGUUAACUUUCAAAGAAGAAAUUUUAAAAGAUAAAAGAGAUGUUGUAAAACUGAGCAGUUGCAAUCAUAGCAUUCUCAUAACAUACCUAGACAAAAGUCACUUAGACUUUUUGGAUGUCUGUCAGACACUGGUUAUGGAUGUAAGUGUCGAUAUCUUCUGUGCGUGGACAGAAUAUGAAGAAGAUGAUAAAAGCAUGCAACAAAAAAUUGGAGAACUGUGUUAUAAGGUAACAGAAACUCUGAGCAAAAUAAAUAGUAUUUCAGAACAUCCGGUGCUCAGUAUGUUGCAGCAAAUCUCUACAAAACCUGUGAAUCUUGAAGAUAUUAUAAAUAAAACCGAUGUUAAUAUUAUAAUUGAAAACAUAAAUAAGGCUGAUGAUAGUUCUCAGUGGAUAAAAGCUUUAUUAUAUAGAGAUAACUUGUGUGAGGAACAACUACUGAUUGAACAGUUGUCAAAUCAUUUAGAAGAACUGAAUGAAGAAGAGUGUUAUAAGUUAUUCAAACUUUUCAAUAAGUUCAUUCAAGAUCGCAGAGAUACUGAUGAAUUCCUUAAGUUACUAUGUAUAAAACUAUUUCAAAAAUGUGAUAGAAAUAUAAAAUAUGACAUUGUAGAAAAUCAUUUCAGCAAUGAAACAUUUAAUAAUUCGUUGGAAACUAUGGAGUAUGACAGUAUGGGAACUGAGAUUUUCAAUAAACUUAUCAUUAGUUCUGAUGAAGAUUUCUCAGUUAUCUUGUCCUUGCUACUACAAAAUCCUAAAAAGGUAUAUCACAAAAUAUUCUCCCUUGCAAGUGAAAAUAGCCAUCAGGCAGAUAUAAUGAAUAAGGUUAUGAAAAGCUUGGACAGAUUCUCCAAGCACUAUUACAGUGAGGAAACGGAAUCCUCUAUAAUAUCAACAAUAAACGAAAUAAUAUCUUGUUUAGAUUCUGAAGUAAAAACUAACAAUUUUAUUCAUUUUUUAACCUGCAUAAAAAACAACAGUAUUCCUGGACCAAAACUUCUUCUGUUGGUUAUUAUGCCAAAUUUACACACUGCUCUUCUAAAGAACAAUAUCGAGCAAAUAUGUGUACAAUGCAAACUGCUACAGGGAGCUUAUUCCUUAAAUGAGUUGGUACAGUACAGAGCCCCCACUCUAGCUAUGCUCGCACAAGUACUCGAUUCGGUUAGAUGGAAAAUAAAUACGUUCACAUCUAUAGCACCCCCUACUUUAGAUCUUGUCAUACAAUUACAAACCUCAUUGCUAAAUACCUACGAAUCAGACAUCCCAGAAAAUGAAUCUGUAUGGUUAAAAAGUAAAUUGAGAAAUAUAAAGCCUUUAAACAUGUAUUACUUCAGGUUGUUAUGGAAUCCACCAGGUAAUACAUUUGUUGAAGUUAUAAGUGGCAUCCACAUACACAAGGAUAUGGACUUGGAGCAUUUAGUGGUGUGGUUAUCUCAGAUCAUAAGUUCCACAAUUCUUCAAGAGUGGUAUCAAAUUUGGGACAGCUUAUUAGUGUUUGGUUACAAGAAUAUUUUAGACAUAUUUCAUAAAGCUCUCAUUUUAAUUUGUACGGCAGAAAAAUUAAAUCAUACGGAUAAAUCAAGAGCAUGUCUACUGUAUUGCAUUAAGAAUUAUGUUGCAGUUAUACGGUAUAGAUUCUUUACAUUACCAUUGAAGGAUAACGACAUCAGUUUUGUUGUGAACAAAUUUGCAAUAAUAGAUAAUUAUCUUGAGGAAUAUUAUGUGGAAGAAGUGAAAAAUGUAAUGUUACCGCUAUUCAGUUACAUUGCUGAGAAAAAUGAAACAAUAGACAAGGAUAUAUUCCAACGCUUGCAUAACAAAUUCAAACAUGCUAUAGUUAUCGACAUGAUAAACAAUCUGUUCAAUAAAAAAAUGGUUGCAGAAUAAACACUUACAAAAAUUUUUGAUAUCAUAACAACAGUGUUA
Molecule: messenger RNA, 2782 nt
Organism: Danaus plexippus (monarch butterfly)
Lineage: Eukaryota; Metazoa; Arthropoda; Insecta; Lepidoptera; Nymphalidae
Exons: 5
Coding region: 14-2743 (909 amino acids)
Source: RefSeq, a predicted model, not a curated record